GGGAGAGUUAGGCAAAUCAAUGACAUGGAACAUUAAAAUGGUCUUAUUAACAUAAAUCAUGUCAAAAGUGAACUUUGUUUUAUUUCACGGCAUAUUUGUAUUAUAAAACAAUAUUAAACGCGGUUUUGAACGGAAAUAAAUAAACGUUUGUAAAGUGAAACUAGAACGCCGACGGAAUCACCGAGUUAUUUUUAAACGAAUCACGUGACAAUAACACGCCCCGGAACUUACAACAACAAAUAUGGCGGAUAGUAGUUCAGCUUCAACAAGUUCUGACACAACAAUUGAUUACGAGCCAGUAGUUAGUCAGAGAGGGAGGGGAAAAGGACGUGGCAGAGGGAAAUCAACAAGUGCUAGAGGCAAGGGUAGUGCUCGUGGAAGGGGAGGUACAAGAGGAAAGCGAAAGCAGACAGGAACAUUUCAUUUAGGCAGUGACGAAGUCAGCAGGUUGAAUCACCUAAAGGAAGAAAGGAAGAGGAAAGCUGAUGACCUUGUUGACAGACUGUCAGAAGAAGGAGCAAGGAAGAUUCUGAAGGCAGUGGCUGAAAAGAUGCCAUCUUUAGUUAUUGAUUUAGCAGAACAGUUACAGAGAGAAGAGGGUCCUUCUUCCCCAGGUCCAGAUGAGCCAGAUCAACCAAAUCAGCCUCAUUGGUGUAUUUGUGGUAGAUGUCGGGAAAUGCCUACAGAUUCGUCACGUGUUUGCUGUGGCAUGAGACCUGAACUCUGCCAUAGUAUUAUGCCUGAAAUGGACUUGACUAUAACCGAUCCAGGUGUGCUUCAGUUGCAACAGCUGUACAGAAAUGAUGUCUUUGCACGCCUCGCUGUAUUAGAGGAAGAUGUAAAUGCCAGCAUGAGACAUGCUGCCUAUAGGCAGUAUGUUCUUUUCCACCAUGGAAAGUUGGGACAAGGGGAAAGAAGGCCAGUACCAUCAUGUGCCACAUGGGUCAUUAGAGACAAAUACCCGGAUCCAAACAAUUAUUACAUCGAGUAUGUUCCCUCAUGGUAACUUCACAUUUGACAUAAGCUGCACACCUUAAAUGGUCAAAAGUGUUCAAAAAGCAAAUGUGUAAGAAAAUAUUAGUGUUUCACUUAUUAUUUGCAGAACUUUUGCUAUAUUUCAUGAAUAUAGCUGGAUUAGUUUGUGAAUAUUUCAUGUAAUUAUGUUGAUAGUGCAGAUGUCUUCAAAUAGUUAUCUUAACAAAUAUAAACAUUAGCCCAAGUUAAAAUGUGGUGCGCUUAUGCAAAAGCUGUUUUACGUGUUAAUUAUUUUUCAUUGCACAUUUUCACUUCUAUUUGUUUUUUUUUAGCUCACCUGUCACAAGGUGACAUGGGGAGCUUUUGUGAUCACUUUUCGUGCGGCAUCCUUACAAAAUGUUUUUUCUCGCUGAAAACUUAAAAAUUCUUCUUUUAACAACCCAUAGAGCUAGAGCUUUAAUAUUAAGCAUGAAGCAUAUUCUACUGAGUGUCUACCAAAUUUUUUCAAAUAAAAUCCCCAGGGUUUAAUUGGCCCUGCCCGAGGGUCUGAUUUGCCUUACAUGUCUAUAGUAAAAACGUAAAAAAAUCUUCUUAAAAAAACCCAAAGAGCAAAGGCCUAGAUAUUAAGCAAGCAUGAAACAUCAUCUAGUGGAUAUCUACCAAGUUUGUUCAAAUGAAAGCCCUAGGCCAAAUCUGGCCCGUCCCCAGGGGUCAUUGAUUUUCCUUAUAUGUACUGUAAAUCACAAUGUUUUAAUUUUCAAUAUUUCUUCUGGGGUGAAAGGGGCUCCACUUAAACCUUUGACCUUUUUCUGAGGUGAGCGAUCAAAGGCCCUCACGGUCCUCUUGUCACGUAUAUUAUUUAUGUCUGUUCAAUAUGCAAAUCAUAGAAGAGUUAUUAUUGGUUUUAGUUUGCUACCUUAUUUGAAGUUAUUUUACAUGUUUUUUUUACAUUGACUAUUCUAAUCCAGAUGCAGACUUCAGUUUUGGCAUAAUAUAAAGUUACAAGUUUGUCAUCAACCAAUUAGGUCAUGGUUGGUCACUAUUGUAGACACAUAACUCUAGCAUGUAUAUUUUAUAAAUUACAUAAUUGUAGAAAUAACAAAAUUACAUUUUCAAGUGUAUGUGCAUCAAAAAUGUUCAAAUGUAUUGAAGGUUCUGUCUAGAAACAUUAUUAAUGAUCCUAUGCAAUUCCAAUUGUUAGUUGUGCAAAUGAAAGCCUGGUUUUAUUUCCACAUACACAAAAUGUUUAGUAUAUUAAGUGAAAUGAACAUGCAGUCAUUUUAUACUUAUGCAUUUACUCUUUGUAUAUAUUUUUAGUUUUUUGUUCUGUCCAACCUUUUUUUUUUGUAAAAAAUAAAAGUAUGAAAAUGAU
Molecule: messenger RNA, 2347 nt
Organism: Ruditapes philippinarum (Manila clam)
Lineage: Eukaryota; Metazoa; Mollusca; Bivalvia; Venerida; Veneridae
Product: P2X purinoceptor 7-like
Exons: 4
Coding region: 242-1006 (254 amino acids)
Source: RefSeq, a predicted model, not a curated record